Molecule: messenger RNA, 186 nt
Organism: Australozyma saopauloensis
Lineage: Eukaryota; Fungi; Ascomycota; Pichiomycetes; Serinales; Metschnikowiaceae
Gene: QCR9
Product: ubiquinol--cytochrome-c reductase subunit 9
Exons: 2
Coding region: 1-186 (61 amino acids)
Biological process (GO): mitochondrial electron transport, ubiquinol to cytochrome c
Source: RefSeq, a predicted model, not a curated record
AUGUUCUCUGCUUUGAUCAAGAGAAACUCUCUCUACGUGGCCACCAUUUUCACUGGUGCUUUUGCUUUCCAAGCUUUCUUCGACGCCACUCUUACCAAGUGGUACGAGAACCACAACAAGGGUAAGUUGUGGCAUGAUGUUAGAGGUAAGUUCGUCGAGGGUGCCGGUGAUGAGGACGACGAGUAA